Molecule: messenger RNA, 1092 nt
Organism: Truncatella angustata
Lineage: Eukaryota; Fungi; Ascomycota; Sordariomycetes; Amphisphaeriales; Sporocadaceae
Exons: 2
Coding region: 1-1092 (363 amino acids)
Source: RefSeq, a predicted model, not a curated record
AUGAAGGUCCCUUCAGUAAACCUCCUAUUCACUCUUGUAACAGUGGCUUAUGCCGGCAAGAAUUCAAGAACCUUUACUGUUCUGCGAUUCAACAAUGACGCCGGAAAAUUCUCAACUGAGGGCAGAAUGGACCCAAUCAUUUCUCCGGGAGCAGCUUCCUCUCACUCACAUGGCAUCAUGGGGGGAAGCAACUUUGGAUUGAUCGUCCAAGGUGACCACUUGCUGGAUUCAAAUUGUACGAAUGCCUUGAUUAAAAAUGACAAAUCCAACUAUUGGAUCCCUGACCUUUGGUUCCGAUCUCCCACGAAUGGCACGUUCAGGAAGGUGCCCCUUUUCUACAUGAAUAUAUACUACUUCUUCGAGGAAUCCGACGACGACAUAAAGGCAUUCCCGCCUGGCCUCAAAAUGGUUAUUGGUGACCCGACAAAGCGAGAUCCUCCUGCUACCGGUGGUCUGCAACUAGACCCUACCAAGGGCAAGAUCCAACCCGUACAAUGGGUAUGCCCUGCACAAGGAAACCCUGACCGUUACCCGCCCGGGAGCGAUGGCACGCACGCCGGUCUUCAAGACCCAAACGACAAGGGUGCCGGGGCCGGGUUUCCUGUCAUCAACUGUGAUGGAUACGCUUCUCCUCUCCGCCAGGAUAUCCACUUGCCAUCUUGCUACAAUCCAAGUGUCGGCAUCGAGGACUACAAGAACAACAUGGCUUUUCCGACCGUCAGUGGCUCGAAGCAGAACUGUCCUGCCGGCUGGGUCCACGUCCCGCAUGUGUUUUUCGAGGUGUACUGGGACACGCCUCACUUCGCCAACGACUGGCAACGGGACGGCCAGCACCAACCCUUCGUGCUUGCGAACGGCGACCGUACCGGGUAUAGCUCACACGGCGACAUGAUCUCGGGCUGGGACGUGGACACUCUGCAGGCUAUCAUCGACAGCUGCGACACCGGGACCUCGGGUAUGGACAACUGUCCCGACAUCAUCGGAGGCGUCAACAGGAAUGAUAUUUGUCGGAUUAACCCGGACUUCCCGGACCCUGCAAGCGAGUGGCUGACGGUUUUGCCCGGCAAUAAUCCUGUUACGGGAUGGGAAUAG